Messenger RNA from Juglans regia (Persian walnut), 1019 nucleotides. Its product is annotated as nudix hydrolase 18, mitochondrial-like. The record is from RefSeq and is a predicted model, not a curated record. The transcript is spliced from 5 exons. Gene Ontology annotation, molecular function: pyrophosphatase activity. Gene Ontology annotation, cellular component: cytoplasm; nucleus. The coding region runs from base 110 to 685 and encodes 191 amino acids. Lineage: Eukaryota; Viridiplantae; Streptophyta; Magnoliopsida; Fagales; Juglandaceae.
UGAUCUGGUUUUCGGCAGAGCAUCCAUCUCUAUCGUUUUUGCUCUCAGAAAGCAUUCGACUUUCUCGGUUUUGGAGAGUGUUGUUUUUCUUUUGAGUUCAGUGUUUGAGAUGGGUCUCCUUAUAUCAAAGACGUCUGCAAAUCUUCUCUUGUUUUCCUUCUUUUCUCACAAGAGAAUUCCCUUUGAUUCUGAGCAAUUCGAGAUAACGGUCUCCCGCACAGGGAGGCUUUUCCAGCGCUACAACAGUAAAGGCUAUCGCCAAGUUGUAGGAUGCAUUCCAUACAGAUACAGGAAAACAAACCAAUCUUCUUCCGUUGAGGAUAUAGAGGUUCUUGUGGUUAGUUCACAGAAGAGUCAAGCAAUGAUGUUCCCAAAGGGAGGUUGGGAAGAGGACGAGUCUAAGGAAGUUGCAGCGAGGCGUGAGACGUUAGAGGAAGCUGGUGUCGAUGGCAAAGUCCAAAAAAUGCUGGGCAAGUGGAACUAUAAGAGCAAAAGACAUGGCAAAAUGCAUGAGGGCUACAUGUUCCCCUUGCUUGUCACGAAGCAGCUAGACAUUUGGCCAGAGAAAAAUCUCAGGGAAAGAAGAUGGAUGUCUGUGAAGGAAGCCAGGGAAGUAUGUCAACAAGGGUGGAUGAAGGAAGCUUUAGAUAGAUUAGUUAGUCGACAAUCGACAAUCGCAACCUAAGCGGAAAGAGGAAGAUGAUGAAACUACUCGUACAUAGAACACUGACUCUGGCCAAUUGCCUGUUUUCUCAAUGACCAGACCAAGAACUUAUGGGACCAAAACAUAUGACCAAGCAGCACCAAAAUAUGAUUUUUGAACAUAUGGGUUGGAGACUUGUAUUGUUUCCCUUACAAAUUCUUGGCCUUCAUCUUUGAGUUUCGAGUUCAUUCGCAGUUAAAACGAGAGACUGAAAGUCUGCAGGAUGUAGUUGAGGGUUUAGCAUCAGGAAUCUUGCAGAUGUAAAUAUGUUUUGAUUCAUUCUUUUAAUACAAUAGCUUUGAUUCUUUCUUGUAUG